Molecule: messenger RNA, 1162 nt
Organism: Oppia nitens
Lineage: Eukaryota; Metazoa; Arthropoda; Arachnida; Sarcoptiformes; Oppiidae
Product: probable serine/threonine-protein kinase DDB_G0279405
Exons: 1
Coding region: 44-1162 (372 amino acids)
Biological process (GO): protein autophosphorylation; autophagosome organization; autophagy
Cellular component (GO): cytoplasm; autophagosome
Molecular function (GO): protein serine/threonine kinase activity; ATP binding
Source: RefSeq, a predicted model, not a curated record
UGUUUGAAUUGUUAUCUAAAUAUCUAAAUUGUGUGAAAUUUAUAUGAUUUGUUUGAAAACUAUUUGGCAAUCAUUGUGUCCGUGUAUGGCAUCGUCGGUCAACAAAAAAAAAGACAAUCAGAUAUCUGAUUACAAUGAACUGAAAAGUCGUGAAUAUAAAGUACCGACCGAUAGGUUUCCGACAGUCGAUUCGGUUAUCGAAAGCAGGAAAUGGCUGAUCAAAGAGUUUUUAGGUAAAGGAUCCUACGGUGAUGUUAGACGAACAGUGAACAGUAAAACUGGUGAAGUAAUGGCCUGCAAGAAGAUUGCCAUCAACAACGACGAAGUGAUAUCAGCGAAAAAUUGCGAAAGAAAUUGGCAUCAAUUGAAUGGUGAACUCGUAUUACUGGUCCGAUCCAAACACCACAACCACAACAACAUUGUCCGAGUGGUCGACCAUUUUAUUAUCAAACAAUGGAAACUGUUUGCCUGUUAUUUGGUGAUGGAGUUGGCCAACGGCCGUACAGUUUACGAUCGUAUGUGGAAUCAACAGUCGGCCAAAUAUAUGCCAUUGACUGAAGAUAUAGCCAAACAGUAUAUCCGUGACACGGCUUGCGGUUUAUCUCAUUUACACGAAAACAAGAUCACGCAUAAAGAUAUCAAAUUAAGUAAUCUAUUGGUGUUUAUUGACGACAACGACAACAACAACAAGUGUGUGGUAAAGAUUGCCGAUUUCAGUACGUCUCGGAUCAGCUUCAACGACGAAGAUCAUAUCAAAGACCAUAGAUAUCAGGGAACUGUCGAUUAUAUGUCGCCACAAAUAUACAGACUGUAUGCCUAUCGUCAAACUGGUCGCCAACUACUCAAUCAUUCGCUUAAGUCGUACGAUCCGUUUGCCGCCGACAGUUGGUCACUGGGUGUCUGUCUAUUUGUUAUGAUAUGCGCCAGAAUACCGUUCCUACCUGAAGAUCAUGACUACUAUAGCCAGGAUUUACAUAAUUUCGAUACCUAUCAGACCAUAUACUCGAAUAUGAUUAAUAGAAAAUAUAAAUUAUCUCAUAAAAUACGGAAAACUUCUAGAGAUAUGUCCGAUAUGUUGGACCAACUGCUAGAUCCGCAACCAACUAAGCGCUUAUCUAUGGCGUCUGUUUUGAAACACAAGUGGCUUAUCAGUGAUAGUUAA